AUGUGUGAUCUAUCUAUCUAUCUAUCUAUCUAUCUAUCUAUCUAUCUGGUGAGGCCUCUAGUAGCGGAAGUUGAAAUUGCAUCGCGUUGCCGCCUUGUGCGCUUUCGCUGCGUUACGUGCGGUUUUCUCAGCCGUGAUCUCCUCGGACCGUCGAAUGGAAGUUGCAGCGGCGUCGGCUGCAUUGCGAGUAGCUUUUUGAUGCGGGCUCUGUCGAGACCAUUGAUUGGAAAGCCUCAAAGAGGCCUCUACCUCGGUUUCCUCCUCCCACUUUCUCUUUGCCGCAGAGACUCUUUUAGAACGCCUGCUAAUGUUGCCUCGACAUGGUAUUUUGGCACGCUUAGCAAAGCUGCCGGGUCGGUCACGCCACGGCACUCAGAAGAGUGCAAAGCAGAGGUUGAAGUAGACGCCAGCCGCUUCUCCCCCAAGGAGGCGCACUCAAUGGAAUCCUGCCCCCGUUUCCCCUUAGCCGUUGAGGCUUUUUUUGAGCGCCUGCUAAGGUUGCCUCGCCUGGGUGUUUUUGAAGUCUUUGCAGAGCUGCCGGUCUGUUCGUAUCUAUCUAUCUAUCUAUCUAUCUAUCUAUCUAUCUAUCUAUCUAUCUAUCUAUCUAUCUAUCUGACUUUAAAUCUAUCUAUCUAUCUAUCUAUCUAUCUAUCUAUCUAUCUAUCUAUCUAUCUAUCCCAGCUAAGGCAUUCUUUUUUCCUCAUUUUUUGUACAUUUCUUUUUUUGAUCGAUUUAUUCAUUCAUUCUUUCUUUCUUUCUUUCUUUCUUUCUUUCUUUCUUUCUUUUCUUUUUAAUGAAUUCUUUCUUUCUUUCAUUUUCUUUCUUUCAUUUUCUUUCUUUCAUUUUCUUUCUUUCUUUCUUUCUUUUCCACUCUAUUCGCACUUUGUUGACCAAACCGCACGGAUUUCUUGUGUCUUUUUCAUCAUCAUCGUCGUCGUAGUCACCGUCGUUCCGCUUUACUCUUUCUUUCUUUCUUUCUUUCUUUCUUUCUUUCUUUCUUUCUUUCUUUUUCUUUCUUUCUUUCUUUCUUUCUUUCUUUCUUUCUUUCUUUCUUAUUCAAAUCUGUCACAGCUUGGCUUUUAA
This is a messenger RNA of Acanthosepion pharaonis, 1083 nucleotides long. Lineage: Eukaryota; Metazoa; Mollusca; Cephalopoda; Sepiida; Sepiidae. The record is from the annotation of a GenBank genome assembly.